AAAAGGAAACGAGGCCCAGCUCAACUGCCCCCACUCUCUCUCUCGGUCCACUCCACUCAGCCCAAAAUCCGAUCCCCGGCCGUCGAUUGGAGGUAACCCGUCCAUCCCCACGCGCAGCCGUCGCCAAAUCCACCAAAUCCGCCGGAGCCAGAGAUCGGAGAGGGAGAAGAUGGUGCGGGUGGCGACCUUCUUCGGGAUGACCUUCGGCGCGUUCCUCUUCUGGGAGUCCAUGGACAAGGUCCACGUCUGGAUCGCCCUCCACCAGGACGAGAAGCAAGAAAGGAUGGAAAGGGAGAUGGAGAUAAAGAAGAUGCAAGCAGACCUAAUUGCUCAAGCAAAAGAGAGUGAAUCAUGAUUGUCUUUUCGCCAAUGGUUUCAACUAGUUGCUUUGUCAUAUUUUUACUUUCCAAGUGAUAAGCCUUGGCUGAUGUAUGCUUGACACCUUCAAUAAACCAAGUUGUUAUAACUUUAUUGAAUGCAAGAGGCUAUGCUCAUGUUAAA
Molecule: messenger RNA, 501 nt
Organism: Aegilops tauschii subsp. strangulata
Lineage: Eukaryota; Viridiplantae; Streptophyta; Magnoliopsida; Poales; Poaceae
Cellular component (GO): respiratory chain complex I
Source: RefSeq, a predicted model, not a curated record